UUCUUAGUCAAAAUUGCAACGCCAACGCUUUCCUUUUAGCUCUCUUCUCUGUUUCUCUAGCUGCCGGAUUUCUUUGAAGCACAAAACUAGGGUUCCUCCAUUCUCUUUAUUACCUAUUCUUCCGAUUUCUUUCUCCAAUUACUGUCGGUGGUCAAAUUUCCUUGAAAGUUUUCUUAUUUUCCCCAGAAACUUGAUUCCUCAGACUUUUUUCUAGGAUAAGUGCUUGUCGAAUGCUGAGUUUUGAGCAGAGAGCACGAUAAUGGAAGCUGGCAGAGUGGUGGUGGAGCAUACAGGAAAAAACGAUGUCGUACUCCAGAUUUCGACGAACCAGGAAGCUUACUUUGCUUCUCAGGGAAACAAAGAUGCUAAAGCUUACACUGUAUCAGAAAACUCCCAGUUGGGUUCUUCUCCAGAACAUGGAAACCUUGAGUUGAUGGAGGAUCCAAGGUUGAGGAUCAAGACAUCCACGUUUGUAACUUCUCCUUCUUCUUCAGACAUAGCAAGGCAAAGUCCAGUUCUCACACCAACUAUAUCCAAGCCGCCAAAAAUCCCAACCACCGACUCCAUUACACGGAGAAAAUCGUUUGCGCGUUCUGAGUUUUCGAAGCCGAAAUCAAGAUUGGUGGAGCCAUCGUAUCCAAAUGAUGCAAACUUAAAAGAAGAAAAGGCGCGGUUGGGGAAUUCAAGCUCGCCUUGUAGUAAAUCACCUUGUCCAACUUCACCAAGCAACGGAAUAAGUAUAUCCACGCAGAAAGAUAACUUGAAAUCGGCUCCAAUUACCCCGAGAACGCCAUUAAUUGGAACCCCAGGACCAGAGGAUGACGAUGAUGAGGAGGUAUAUAAGACAGCAAGUCUUAAAGUGAGCAAGAGAAUGGGUAACAAACGGAAUAUAUUAAUCUUAUUUGAGCUUACUGCAUUUAUUUGCUUUUUGAGUUUGCUAAUUGCGAGUUUGACCAUUGAUAGACUGCAAAAUUCUACGAUUUGGGGGGUAGAGUUAUGGAAAUGGUGUGUUCUGAUAUUAGUUAUCUUCUGUGGUGGAUUAGUUACUGAGUGGUCUAUAAAUAUUUUGGUUUUCUUGAUUGAAAGAAACUUCUUGCUAAAGAAAAAGGUGCUUUAUUUUGUAUAUGGGUUGAAGAAGAGUGUUAAGGCUGUUCUUUGGUUGAGCUUGGUGCUUCUGGCUUGGGGCUUGCUGUUUAAUCGUGGAGUUAAGCGAUCCAGGCACGCUAAAAAGGUUCUAAAUUACAUUACAAGAGCUCUUGCUUCUUGUCUUAUUGGGGCUGCUAUAUGGUUGCUCAAAACUUUCUUAGUUAAAUUACUAGCAUCUUCUUUUCAUGUCACUAGAUUCUUUGAUAGAAUUCAAGAAUCAAUCUUUCAUCAGUAUGUUCUUAGAACUCUUUCGGGGCCUCCUGUGAUGGAGAUAGCUGAAAAAGUUGGAAGCAGCAAUACAAUGCCAGGCCAGUUGAGUUUUAAUAAUUUGAAGAAGCAAAAUGAUGAGAAAAAAGAAGAGGUGAUUGAUGUUGAUAAGCUUAAGAAGAUGAAGAAUGGGAAGGUUUCUGCUUGGACCAUGAAAGGAUUGGUUAAUGUUAUUACAGGUACAGGGUUGUCUACUCUAUCAAACACACUCGAUCAGAGUGAUGAGGAGGAGGGUGAGCAGGACAAAGAGAUUACAAGUGAGUGGGAAGCAAAAGCUGCUGCUUAUAAGAUUUUCAGGAAUGUCGCAAAGCCUGGAAGCAAGUACAUUGAUGAAGAAGACCUCUUGCGUUUCAUGAAAAAGGAGGAGGUGGACGAUGUGAUUCUACUGUUUGAAGGAGCGGCAGAAACUGGAAAGAUUAAGAGAUCAGCACUGAAAAAUUGGCUGGUGAAUGUUUACAACGAGCGAAAAUCACUGGCACAUUCCUUAAAUGACACGAAAACAGCAAUCGAAGAACUGAACAAGCUUCUUUCAGGAAUUGUGUUUCUUGUGUUCUUGAUUGUGUGGUUACUUAUGAUGGGGUUUUUAACAACCAAAGUUCUUGUCUUCAUUUCAUCUCAACUUUUGCUUGUGGUAUUCAUGUUUGGUAACACAGCCAAGACAGCAUUUGAAGCCAUUAUUUUUGUGUUUGUGAUGCAUCCAUUUGAUGUUGGCGAUCGCUGCGUCAUUGAUGGGGUACAGAUGGUUGUUGAAGAGAUGAAUAUUUUGACAACAGUAUUUUUGAGAUAUGACAAUGAGAAAAUAUUCUACCCAAAUUCAGUUCUAGCUACCAAACCAAUCAGUAACUUUUACAGGAGUCCUGAAAUGGGUGAUGCUGUAGAAUUUGCUGUUGAUGUUUCAACUUCAAUUGAGACUAUUGGAAUUCUGAAAUCUAAGAUAAAAGCGUACUUGGAGAGUAAGCCUCAGCACUGGCGUCCUGGCCACAGUGUACAGGUUAAAGAGAUUGAAAAUGUGAACAAGAUGAAAAUGGCUCUCUAUGUUACUCACACUAUAAACUUCCAGAAUUCUGGAGAAAAGGGCAACAGAAGAUCUGAUCUAGUAUUAGAGAUGAAGAAGAUUUUUGAAGAGCUUGGUAUGAAAUAUCAUCUUCUUCCUCAAGAAGUUAAUAUUAGCUACGUUGGCUCAGCAGCCAUGGCAGUCCCACCUCUCACUCGAUGACAGUUCUUCUUUUCUUGCAAUUGUUUGUUUCGUUUGCAUGUGUAAUCAUUUAUUCUUUGAAGUUGUAUCAUUAUUACAUGUAUCAUCCUUGCAAGCUGGGCUUUAAAUUUCUGAUAUGUAACACCCAGAAUAAUCUGGCUGGGAAAACCACAAGAUUCUGAACUUUGUUGUUGUCCUUUUUUAUCACUGGGAAUAAAGAAAUUGGUCUUAUUCCUUCAAAGCAAAGAAGUCAACAUAAAUAAUUUCUCUCU
Molecule: messenger RNA, 2880 nt
Organism: Manihot esculenta (cassava)
Lineage: Eukaryota; Viridiplantae; Streptophyta; Magnoliopsida; Malpighiales; Euphorbiaceae
Product: mechanosensitive ion channel protein 10
Exons: 5
Coding region: 260-2629 (789 amino acids)
Biological process (GO): transmembrane transport; monoatomic anion transport; detection of mechanical stimulus
Cellular component (GO): plasma membrane
Molecular function (GO): mechanosensitive monoatomic ion channel activity
Source: RefSeq, a predicted model, not a curated record